AUGCCACCAUCAUCGAAUCUCGUCAAUUCUGACAACCCACACCAUGCGCAGUGCUUCUUUCAUCAUUCAGUCCUCAAUUCUAUAUGUAACGGCCUCAAACGCAAUGGUGGACGGUGCACAAGCAAAGCGAACCAAUUCCCCAUCGGAUACCUCCCAACAUGCAAGUUGCACAUAGAUCAGUACCAGCGAGCAGGCAGCUGUCGCGCCAUAGAAGAAUGCGGUGAACGUUGUGGAAGACCGUGCCACUAUAGGCCACCGCUUCUCGAGGUUUGCCGGGAACAUGCGAAUGGCACUCCUACUAUUCCUUCUUACAUUCUGAAGAUACCCACGGAGAUUCGAAUGGCCAUCUUUUGGUACCUAUUUCCGAACUACAUCAAGGCAAAACCAUUUCCUCAGAGCCCCAUCGAACGUGGCAUGCACGCUGCGAUUCUCCAAGUCAACCGCCAAAUGUACGACGAAGCAAGCACAGUUCUAUAUCAACAAGUCCCCUUCCGUGCAUCUAUAGAGUGCGAUGAAAUCUUCAUUUGCCACAAUUUCAUAAAGCCGAGCCUACGUACUAUUGCUCGUCGCAUUCGAAAUCUUGAAGUAACCUUGCACAUUGGGCACAAACCCUACUACGGGACUGGAAUUCACUCGGACCACGGUAUCAGCUUCGAAGACUUCCGACUAUACCAAGUCCGGCACAAUGCCCGCAAGUUAGUGGAGCUUCUUCAACCCACAAUAGAAGACGGCAGUCAGUCCGGCUUACAUCAAUUGUCCCUGUCUCCUCAAGCAGACCACAUAUUCAAUUGGACUCGUGAAGAAGCAAUCCAGGCUAUCGCCUUUGCGAUAGGCCCAUUCAGAAAUCUCUGCAAUAUCCGCCUAGCUUCCUUGAAGUCCGCUUCGUUGUCCUCGGCAAGUGAGCCUAACAUUAUGGUUGGGGUCUCUGAAACUACUUCAAUGCCUGAAGAUGAGGCAUAUUUCAAGAUCCAGCGCACUUUUGGAUCAGAGCUGAAGAAAGGCCCGGAAACAACACUUUCUCAUCGCAAAAUGCUCAAAGAAAUUGAUGAGAAUGUUGAAAAGAUCGAAAGUCUUGUUCAACUGCUAAAACGAAAGGAUGCUAUUCAGGCCCCUUCUUGGCACAUGACGCUCAAAUGGUCCGUUUCCAUCUUUGGUGGGGCAGACCGGGUUCUCCACUAUGCUCGUUUCCUCCGAGAGCACGAAGAAUUAAGCGAAUUCUGUGCCAUCCGCCAAGCGAUACAACAACGGUGGUUGAGAUAUCAGGAGUUUGCUCGUCGACAACAGUGUGACAUUGCCGACCAUAUACUGGCUUUGUCUGACAAAACCGAGCAGUCGAGCUUAAAAGCUCGGUUCCCUUCGAGUUUCCGGCUAAGUUCUCCAGAUGUCGAGGGUCAAGAUACCUUGGAGCCUAUUGAAGUCAGCCUCUGGCCUGAACUAGAGAUGAAACUGGGACUGCCAUUCUUGCAUGAAAACUCGGUUGAGGAGUGGGAGGAUGAUGAGUGCCUGUACUUCAAGCAUGAUAAUCAAGUCAGAUUCCGCUUGAAGACUCCCCAAAUCAUGAGGGAGAAGAGGAGUGAUGGAAGCCGAGGCUAA
Molecule: messenger RNA, 1593 nt
Organism: Lindgomyces ingoldianus
Lineage: Eukaryota; Fungi; Ascomycota; Dothideomycetes; Pleosporales; Lindgomycetaceae
Exons: 1
Coding region: 1-1593 (530 amino acids)
Source: RefSeq, a predicted model, not a curated record